UGCUAGCCUCGAACCAGGCCGCUUUAGAAGACACUUUCCCUGCGGCCUGGAAUUGAGGCAGAGGGGGUGGGGCCAUCUUUAUUAAAAUGGGAGACUGAGAAUAAAUACUGAGAACUAGAAAUGGCUACUGAACAAGACUCAGACGCUCAAAAGAAGCUAGCCGAGGAGUUAUGGCAGGCUGUAGACAAACUUGACGUCGUCAAAGUGCGGUCCCUGUUAGGACAGGGGGCAGAUCCCAACCACCAGCUCUACUGGAGUGACGAGUGGGAUAAGCCUCCAUUACACUUCGCUUGUCAUCAGGGCUAUCUUGAGAUUGCAAAGACACUUGUUACCCAUGGAGCUCGUACUGAUAAAGGUGAUGGGAUGUACAACAUGACUCCACUUCACUGGGCAUGCCAUGGAGGUCAUAAAGAGAUGGUGCAGUACCUGAUCCAAGAGCUCAAAUGUAGCACUGAUGUGAGGGAUACGUUUAACCAGACUCCUCUUCACUCUGCUUGUGGGAGAGGAAGUAAAGACGUGGUACAGUAUCUGGUGGAGGAGGGGAAGAUGGAUGUUGAUGUGAGGGAUGAUGAGGGACAGUCACCACUGGACAUAGCUCUGGAGGAUAUGUAUAAUGAAGACUGUAUGGAUGUUGCCCUCUACCUGAUGAGGCGUGGCUGUGCAUGUGGUGAUGAGGACAAAGCCGGGUUACUCUGUGCAGCAUGUUACCUUGGCAAGCUGGGUGUCGUGAAGGAACUGGUUGAGCAAUACAAAGUUGACCCCAACAGUGUAACUGACGAUGAUGGCGAGACUCCUCUUGACCUUGCUACACAGAAGGGUCACAUUGAAAUUGUUGACUACCUCAAGUCUCCACCACAACAAUCUGCUGUGACUGGAGACACUGACUCCAGGAGUGACGAGAAUGGACCACCACCUACAAAGAAACGAAAAAGUGCCCAGCAAGUGACUCUGAGAGUGUGUCCUAACUGUGAGGAGAGCUGUCACAUCCGCUGCAAGAAAUGUCCCGAAUGUGAGCACGAGUUUCCUCCUUCCAGUAAGAGCAGGGCCAAACCUGACCAGGAUAUUGUGAAAAACCCUUCAAACCUACUGCAGAUACUACAGAAAAAGGUGGACCAACUGUCUCUGUUAGGAUUUGACAUUGUCGUACUAGUGCACAGAGAUUCAAGCAAAUCACAUGACUCCUCUUCCACGUCACAUGACACGCCCAGUCGCUCACGCCACACCUACAGGAAGUUUGUCACCUCCGGACUGGCCGAGAGCUUUGUUGAAUCUCCUCUGGUGUACGGCAGUUGGAAAGAUUUCUGUAGUUCUGACAAGACCUCAACUGGACACGCUCAGAAAUCCAAGAACCCACGAAAGAAAAAAGGAGUACAAACGAAUACUACUACUACCACUCAGGAGGGGGACAGAUCACAUGAUACGAGUGGAGUGUCACAUGAUCAAGACAAUGUAUCUCAAGACAGCAAUGGUGCCAAUACUCAAUCACAAGCAGCACAAAGCUCUACUGCUCCACUCUCUGUUAGUGACUUGACACCACUCUGGAAUACAAUAUCUUCUCUCCGUCAGCAAAUCGAUUCCAUGCAGUCCAGUCUAAAUGCCCCUCCCACUCACGCGUACCCUCAACACAUGUACCCCCCAGCUACUGGUUUAAUGAACACAGGGCAAUCAACCUUUGUACCCGUGCCGGGGGGUGGUCUAUUCAAUACACCACUCCCCAACCAUUUCACUGGACCUUCUUCACACAACUCAAUGCUGGGACAGUCAUCACGAUUUAAUGUGAAUCCCAUGUCCUUCCCAAUGUUUCCAUUUUCACCUGCUCCAGCAAAUUAUCGUUUCCCUUCAUCGAUUACACCGUUAGAGUCGUCUAGGCAACCAAUGAACUCUGACCCAAACACUGACUCAAUAGAUCCGUGAACACUUUGCAAUAGAAUUUGAAGUUAUAAUUAAAGUCAUGUUGUAAAAAAUAAUUAGUAAUUAUUUGUUCUGUACGUACUACGUCAUGUACUUUCAAAGCAAAUCAAAUUAAAUUAUCAUAAAUAGAAA
This is a messenger RNA of Halichondria panicea, 2043 nucleotides long. RefSeq lists its product as uncharacterized. Lineage: Eukaryota; Metazoa; Porifera; Demospongiae; Suberitida; Halichondriidae. The transcript has 8 exons. Bases 121 to 1914 code for a protein of 597 amino acids. Gene Ontology annotation, molecular function: protein binding. The record is from RefSeq and is a predicted model, not a curated record.